Caenorhabditis briggsae is the source of this 201-nucleotide messenger RNA. NCBI's taxonomy places the organism in Eukaryota, Metazoa, Nematoda, Chromadorea, Rhabditida, Rhabditidae. The record is from RefSeq and is a predicted model, not a curated record. The transcript is spliced from 2 exons. The coding region runs from base 1 to 201 and encodes 66 amino acids.
AUGGAAACUGUGAACUGGGUGCUUCGAAGGAAAACGGCUAGACAAAGUAAACGUCUCUCGAAACCGGAACAACGUCAGACAAAGUUCACUGAGGUUCAAAAGCACGUUAUUAACGAAAUCUUCAAAGUCGCUGAAGAACCGCCCUGUAAAACGAUACACAUGAUUUCUGAGAACUUGCGCUCGGAUUUUAAGCAGUUUUGA